GUCACGGGGCGGAGCUUCGGGUGGCGGGAAGAGCAGGCGCCGGAAUGGAGGUCCAGGAGGGUGGCAGUGGCGCGGCCGAGAGCGGGGCUCAGGAGCCUUCGCCUGUCCCCAGCAAGACCGCAGGCGGCGCCAGCCACUACGAGCUGCCGUGGGUUGAAAAAUACAGACCAGUAAAGCUCAGUGAAAUAGUGGGAAAUGAAGACACUGUGAGCAGGCUGGAGGUCUUUGCAAAAGAAGGCAAUGUGCCCAAUAUCAUCAUCGCUGGUCCCCCAGGAACUGGCAAAACGACCAGCAUCCUCUGCUUGGCGAGAGCGCUGCUGGGCCCGGCCCUGAAGGAAGCGGUUCUGGAGCUCAAUGCGUCAAAUGACAGGGGCAUUGACGUGGUGAGGAAUAAAAUCAAAAUGUUUGCCCAGCAGAAAGUCACCCUUCCCAAGGGCCGACAUAAGAUCAUCAUCCUGGAUGAAGCAGACAGCAUGACAGACGGUGCCCAGCAGGCCCUCAGGAGGACCAUGGAAAUCUACUCCAAGACGACACGCUUCGCUCUGGCUUGUAACGCUUCAGACAAAAUCAUAGAGCCCAUCCAGUCCCGCUGUGCAGUACUCCGCUACACCAAGCUCACUGAUGCUCAGGUCCUCACCAGGCUCAUGAAUGUCAUUGAGAAGGAAAAAGUGCCGUACACAGACGAUGGCCUGGAGGCCAUUAUUUUCACAGCCCAGGGGGACAUGCGCCAGGCCCUGAACAACUUGCAGUCCACCUUCUCAGGAUUUGGCUACAUCAACAGCGAGAAUGUAUUCAAGGUCUGUGAUGAGCCCCACCCCCUGCUGGUGAAGGAGAUGCUCCAGCACUGUGUGGAUGCCAACAUUGAUGAGGCCUACAAGAUUCUUGCGCACCUGUGGCACCUGGGCUACUCACCAGAAGACGUCAUCGGCAACAUUUUCCGAGUGUGCAAAACCUUCCCGAUGGCCGAAUACUUGAAACUGGAGUUCAUCAAGGAGAUCGGAUACACUCACAUGAAAGUGGCGGAAGGUGUGAACUCCUUGCUGCAGAUGGCUGGGCUCCUGGCCAGGCUGUGUCAGAAGACCAUGGCUCCGGUAGCCAGUUGAGUUGAGACGUCCUCCAUCGAUGAAACU
Messenger RNA from Acomys russatus (golden spiny mouse), 1130 nucleotides. It is a transcript of the gene Rfc2, whose product is annotated as replication factor C subunit 2. Lineage: Eukaryota; Metazoa; Chordata; Mammalia; Rodentia; Muridae. The transcript is spliced from 11 exons. Gene Ontology annotation, molecular function: ATP binding; DNA binding; ATP hydrolysis activity. Gene Ontology annotation, cellular component: DNA replication factor C complex; nucleus. The coding region runs from base 45 to 1103 and encodes 352 amino acids. Gene Ontology annotation, biological process: DNA repair; DNA-templated DNA replication. The record is from RefSeq and is a predicted model, not a curated record.